AAUGCUUUAAGGAGGGAAAGUGAGGAAGAACAAGAAGACAAACACACUCGAGAGACAUUCUUGUGAAUGACACAGCUUUGGAGAAAUGGCUUUCAGGACUCUGCAAUCAAACGUCUGCCUGCUUCUCCUAAUCUUAGCCUGCCUACACUUCAGCACAGAGAACAGCACCGCUGCAAUAUCCUUUCGAGAAAAAUGUGAAUGUGUUGAGGAAACUGACUCAGUGCAAUGGAGAAAAAUUAAAGACUACACGAUCAGACAGAAAGAACCUCUUUGCAACAAGGUUCAAAUCAAACUCCAGCUGUCAGGUAAACAAGCUUGUCUAAAUCCAGACUCCAAGCAGGGGAAAAAACUGCAAAAAUGCUGGAAAAGGAUUAAAUUCAAUACACAGAGGAAGAAGAUCUGUCUGAAGCUCCAGAAGAAGAAUGGACCAAAAAAGCCCAAGAGGCUGUAAUUCAACAAUCUUUACCUUUUCUGUGUAGAAAGACUAUUUGUCUUUGUCAUUUAUCCUGCUUGUCCUUUAUUUUGCACAAAUAAAUGAUACAUGUAUUAUGUAGAUGGUUUUGUAUAUUUUUUGUACUGCUAUUUUCUAAUAAAACCUUGUAAAAGUU
This is a messenger RNA of Onychostoma macrolepis, 608 nucleotides long. It is a transcript of the gene cxcl18a.1, whose product is annotated as chemokine (C-X-C motif) ligand 18a, duplicate 1. Bases 86 to 451 code for a protein of 121 amino acids. Gene Ontology annotation, cellular component: extracellular region. The transcript has 4 exons. Gene Ontology annotation, molecular function: chemokine activity. Gene Ontology annotation, biological process: immune response. The record is from RefSeq and is a predicted model, not a curated record. Lineage: Eukaryota; Metazoa; Chordata; Actinopteri; Cypriniformes; Cyprinidae.